AUGUCACUCGUAAAAAUCUUAAAUUUCAUCGCAAUUCUCGGUUUUGUCAAAGCUCAAGUGCUUCCUGUGGUUUUGUGGCACGGCAUGGGUGACACUUGUUGUUCGCCAAACAGCUUAGGUCGUUUCAAGACAAUGUUGGAGGAGGAAAUGCCAGGCGUGUACGUGCUUUCGCUCAAAAUUACGGGAGACUCGAAAAAUGGCGAUAUUGAUUCGAGUUUUUUCAUUCAUCCAACGGAGCAGGUGAGGGAAGCAUGCAACAUCAUCGCUAAUGACACACAAUUACAAACUGGAUUCAAUGGAAUUGGAUUCUCGCAAGGCGGUUUAUUCUUUCGUGCUCUUCAACAACAAUGUUCAACACUGAAGAUGAUCAAUCUCAUAACGCUUGGAUCGCCUCAUCAGGGAGUUUUCGGUCUUCCAAAUUGCGAAGACAAAAAUCGUUGCUCCUUCUUUCGAAGUCUUUUGAAUCACGGAGCUUACUAUGGAUGGGUUCAAAAGCUUCUUGUUCAAGCAACGUAUUGGCAUGAUCCCUUGCACGAAGACAAAUAUCGAAAAUACAGCACUUUUCUCGCGGAUGUCAACAAUGAGAAUGAAAUUAACGAAGUUUAUGUGAAACGUUUAAAAUCUCUGAACAAAUUAGUGUUGGUUAAAUUUGGUAACGACUCGAUUGUAAAACCACGUGAAUCGCAAUGGUUCGGAUAUUAUCGCCCCGGGCAAGAUAAAGAACUUUUGACGAUGGAAGAGAUGCCUUUGUAUCAAGAAGAUCGUCUUGGCUUGAAAGCCAUGAAGGAAAGUGGGCAACUUGUAAUGCUCGAAACACCCGGAAAUCAUUUGGAAUACAGCAGAAUUUGGUUUUACGAGAAUAUUUUGCCGAUUUUGGCGGAAAAUAGUACGAAAAAUGACUUAAAAUAG
This is a messenger RNA of Culicoides brevitarsis, 909 nucleotides long. Its product is annotated as palmitoyl-protein thioesterase 1-like. Gene Ontology annotation, biological process: protein depalmitoylation; receptor-mediated endocytosis. The transcript has 4 exons. Gene Ontology annotation, molecular function: palmitoyl-(protein) hydrolase activity. Gene Ontology annotation, cellular component: lysosome. The record is from RefSeq and is a predicted model, not a curated record. NCBI's taxonomy places the organism in Eukaryota, Metazoa, Arthropoda, Insecta, Diptera, Ceratopogonidae. The coding region runs from base 1 to 909 and encodes 302 amino acids.